This is a messenger RNA of Dichotomopilus funicola, 648 nucleotides long. RefSeq names its product trimeric LpxA-like protein. Gene Ontology annotation, biological process: mitotic spindle organization. NCBI's taxonomy places the organism in Eukaryota, Fungi, Ascomycota, Sordariomycetes, Sordariales, Chaetomiaceae. Gene Ontology annotation, molecular function: dynein complex binding. The transcript has 2 exons. The coding region runs from base 1 to 648 and encodes 215 amino acids. The record is from RefSeq and is a predicted model, not a curated record. Gene Ontology annotation, cellular component: dynactin complex.
AUGUCCAAACGACACUCCCUACACCCCGGCUCCUCAUCCAACACCGCCGCACCGCCCAAGCCCCCGGUUCACCUCUCCUCCUCCCUAACCAUCGCCGAUUCCACCCUCCUCGCCGGUACGCACACCAUCUCUCUCCACGGCGAAACCGUCAUCCACCCGCGCGCCCGCAUCGAAUCCCACCUCGGCCGUGUGAGUGUCGGCCGGAAGUGUAUUGUGCAUGAGCGCGCUGUGUUGGGGGCUGCGCCUGUGUCUUCUUCCUCAGCAGCAGCUGCUGUUGUAAGGAGAGGAGGGGGUGGGGAUGGUGCUAGUGGUGGUGAUGGCGCGCCGGCUGGGGUGACGCUGGCAGAUUAUGUGACGGUGGAAGUGGCCGCGGUGAUUGAGGCGGGCGAGACGGUGGUGGGCGAGGGGACAGUGGUUGGGGUUGGGUCGAGGGUCGGCGCGGGGGCUGUUAUUGGGAAGCACUGCACGCUCACACCACACUCUGAGAUCGCCGCCGGCGAGGUGGUGCCCGAUUCUACAGUGGUUUACGCUAACGGGAUGCGGAGGACCGACAAGCGCGGGGUGGCGGAAUUGAAGAACAAGACCAUGGCGCGGCAGAUUGAUAUGCUGAGGCGGAUGAUACCGAGCAAUCCGGCCAAGUUUGCUUGA